Staurois parvus is the source of this 272-nucleotide messenger RNA. The record is from the annotation of a GenBank genome assembly. Lineage: Eukaryota; Metazoa; Chordata; Amphibia; Anura; Ranidae.
CACAAAUUUGCAGCACUGAUGGGCACCGAUGAGGUGGCAUGGAUAGGCAGCACUGAUGAGGUGGCACUAGUGGGCAUUGUCCUACUCAGGGGCGGACUGACAACUCAUGGGGCCCCCCCGGGCAGUAGGGGAUCAUGGGGCCCCUGUGUCCUUGCCCAAACUCAGAAAAGCCUAUGAAAAAGGUACCAGGGGCAACUCAUGGGGCCCCCUACUGGCCCCCGGUCCUCGGGCAGCGCCCGAUUUUCCAAAUGGUCAGUCCACCCCUGCUCCUA